AUGUCUAAGGAAGAAGCCGGCGGUGCUUCGCCACGAUGCAGCCCGUUGUCCAGAUCUCCCCAGAAUACGACUGUCGAGACGCUGGAGGGCGGAAAGGUGGACACCGCCCCUCCAGCGCCUGAACCCGUUCUCGCACAACAACGGAUAACACUGGGAAAUCUCCAAUUCCAACAAGAUCCGAACGACCCGCAGAAGUGGAUCAUCUGUACCAACGAGGCGCCGGCCACCACGUCCCACCCCAACAAA
Molecule: messenger RNA, 246 nt
Organism: Mesorhabditis spiculigera
Lineage: Eukaryota; Metazoa; Nematoda; Chromadorea; Rhabditida; Rhabditidae
Source: the annotation of a GenBank genome assembly